AUGAACUCGUCUUUGGCUCACCUCCACUUUGCCGGAGGGUACCUGCCCUCGGACUCCAAGGACUGGAGGACCGUCGUUCCGGCUCUCUUGGUGGCGGUCUGCGUGUUGGGCUUCGUGGGGAAUCUGUGUGUGAUUGGCAUCCUCCUUCACGGUGCCUGGAGAGGAAAGCCUUCUAUGAUCCACUCCCUGAUUCUGAAUCUGAGUCUGGCCGAUCUCUCGCUGCUGCUGUUUUCUGCACCCGUGCGCGCUACAGCCUAUUCCAAAGGCAUCUGGAGUCUAGGAUGGUUCAUCUGCAAGUCCUCGGACUGGUUCAUGCACACAUGCAUGGCAGCCAAGAGCCUGACGAUCGUUGCGGUGGCCAAAGCAUGCUUCAUGUACGCGAGUGACCCAGCUAAGCAAGUGAAUAUCCACCAUCGCACGGUCGGGUCAGUGCUGGCGGCCAUCUGGGCUCUGGCUAGCCUGCUACCACUGCCGGAAUGGUUCUUCAGCACCGUCAGGCACCAGGCAGGUGUGGAGAUGUGUCUUGUGGAGGUACCGGCCAUGGCCAGAGAGUUCAUGGCAAUGUUCGGUAAACUCUACCCUUUCCUGGUAUUCUGCCUUCCGUUACUCUUUGCAGGCUGUUAUUUCUGGAGAGCGUAUGGCCAAUGUCAAAAGCGAGGGCCCAAGACUCAGAACCUGAGAAACCAGAUGCGCUGCAAGCAACUCACUGUGAUGCUGCUCAGCAUUGCUGUCACCUCCGCCAUCCUAUGGCUCCCUGAGUGGGUGACAUGGUUGUGGGUCUGGCAUCUGGAUGCCGGCAGUCGGCCCCCACCACAGGGCUUUAUAGCUCUAUCUCAAGUCCUAAUGUUUUCCAUCUCUUCAGCAAACCCUCUUAUUUUUCUCCUGAUGUCAGAGGAGUUCAAAGAAGUCUUGAAAGGUUUAUGGAAAUGGAUGAUAACCAAAAGACAUCCAACAACUUCAGAGUCUCGGGAAACACCGGCUGGUGACUCAGAGGCCCCUCCUGACAAUGGCCUGUUACCAGAGUCCCCAACGUCCAUGCCAGAGAGAGAGAAAGCAGCUUCGCCCUCCUCCAGCAAAGACAACAGCGAGAAGGCAGAGGUUCCCACCCUCCCUGACGUAGAGCAAUUCUGGCAACACAGGGAUGCAGUUGUGUGCACGCAGGACAGCGACCCCAUACCCUGGGAACAUGAGGACCAAGAAACAGGAGCCUGCGGUAAAUAA
Molecule: messenger RNA, 1221 nt
Organism: Sorex araneus (European shrew)
Lineage: Eukaryota; Metazoa; Chordata; Mammalia; Eulipotyphla; Soricidae
Gene: GPR151
Product: G protein-coupled receptor 151
Exons: 1
Coding region: 1-1221 (406 amino acids)
Biological process (GO): G protein-coupled receptor signaling pathway
Cellular component (GO): membrane
Molecular function (GO): G protein-coupled receptor activity
Source: RefSeq, a predicted model, not a curated record